AAUCUUCCACACGAAGUUGAAAUGCUGCGAAAGCUGUUUCCUGGCGGAAAAUCCCAUUUCCUGACCACUCUGAGGCGGUCAUUCAUCGCCACAGUGUCCGUUGGACAGCAGAGAUGUUACAGCACCAGUUUGAGCAGUGAUUCCACUGACAUCUGGUCAAAGGAGGCGUUUGUGAAGUACCUGGAAGAGAUCCGGAAGGAGUUCUCCGAGAGUCAGCACAAGGGAAGGCGAUGGCACCAGCUCUCAGAGAUGUGCGAGGUGAUAGACCGCAGGGAGAGGAUCGUGGAGAAUAUUGCCACAUUGAGGAAAAUCGCACAGGAGGAGAAAGACAAGGAGUUCCGGGAAUUGGCCGCUGAAGAGGAGAUUGAACUCAAGAACACUCUGAGUGAGAUUCACGAGGAACUCCUGCAGGCGCUAGUGAAUGAAUCCGAGGGUGACAACUAUCAGUCAUUCGUCCUGGAAGUGACUGCUGGCGUUGGUGGGAAGGAAGCGAUGCUCUUCGCCAGAGAUCUUUACGACAUGUACGCGAAAUACUGUGAUUUCAGGGGCUGGGAGACUGAGGUUCUCGAGGAGGAUCAGAUGGAAAUCGGUGGCAUUCGCCAUGCCAGUCUGUGCAUCACUGGUCAGGACGCCUUUCAGUCGCUGAAGCGCGAAGGAGGCGUCCAUCGUGUGCAGCGCAUCCCGGCGACGGAGAAGUCCGGUCGGGUGCACACCAGCACCGUCUCCGUGGCCAUCAUCCCGCGCCCGGACGACGUCACUGUCGUGCUGCACGACAAGGAUCUCAAGAUCGAGACGAAGCGCGCCACCGGCGCCGGCGGGCAGCACGUGAACACGACGGACAGCGCCGUGCGGAUCACACACCUGCCGUCCGGGAUGGCGGUGGAGUGCCAGGCGGGCAAGAGCCAGAUCAAGAACCGCGAGCUGGCGCUGAAGAAGCUCCAGGCGCGCCUCUACGAAGUGCAACUCGAGGCUCAGCUGGCGUCGACGCGAAGCACGCGCAAGAAGCAAGUGGGCACGAGCAUGCGGAACGAGAAGAUCCGCACGUACAACUUCAACCAGGACAGAGUGACUGACCACCGGAUCGAGGACGGCACCGUGCACAAUCUCAAGGGUGUCCUCGAGGGACGAGAAGUGCUGGACGCCUUCGUUGCCGCCGUCCGAGAGCGCAGCAGAGAAAAACUCCUGGCGGACUUCUUGAGUGACUUUCAGUAGGCAAUAAAGCGCUUUAUUCUGUUGAUAUAUUUAUUUAUCAAAUCGAUUUAAUCACGUGAAUUCAUUACGAGUCCUGAGCGUUCCGAUAAGUGUGUGAAAAUUGGUGUGAUUAUCGCAGCAUGAAUAAAUAAAU
Phlebotomus argentipes is the source of this 1345-nucleotide messenger RNA. It is a transcript of the gene mRF1, whose product is annotated as peptide chain release factor 1-like, mitochondrial. The transcript has 2 exons. NCBI's taxonomy places the organism in Eukaryota, Metazoa, Arthropoda, Insecta, Diptera, Psychodidae. Gene Ontology annotation, molecular function: translation release factor activity. The coding region runs from base 22 to 1212 and encodes 396 amino acids. Gene Ontology annotation, biological process: translational termination. The record is from RefSeq and is a predicted model, not a curated record.